AUGUUUCGUAAGCAUGAGUUGGUUGUUAAAAAUAAGCAUUUGGUUAAACAGGCCUGUAAUGCCAAGAAGUCAAGGGUGAAAAUUUCACAAACGUACAGUUGUAUUGCUCGGGAGAGGAAUGGGGUUGAUCAGUUGGCCUUUACGCAAAAAGUUUUGGAGAAUGCAGUUUCUGAGUUGAAGAAAUUGGAGUUGAUCGAGGGUGACGCAAAUGGUAUGAUUGAGUAUUUCCAAAAAAUGAGUUCCGACAAUCAGAAUUUUUUCCACCUCUGUAGGUUUGGGAAGGAUGGUGCAUUGCAGGAUGUUCUUUGGGUUGAUGCAAGGAGUAGGGCUGCCUAUGAAGAAUUUGGCGACGUUGUAUGCUUUGACAGUACGUAUUUGACGAACAGAUUCCAUCUCCCAUUUGUUGUCUUUCUUGGGGUUAACCAUCAUGGGCAGAGUAUAUUGUUAGGUUGUGCGUUGAUUUCCCGUGAGACUGUUGAGACGUAUGCGUGGGUGUUCAAGACUUGGCUGAAUUGCAUGAGUGAUAAAGCUCAAACAUCCAUACUUACGGAUCAAGAACCUGCCAUUCGCAAAGCUGUUCAUUUGUUCCUGAGGAUUGAUGAUCAUUGGAUGGAUGCAAUUCAGCACUAUAAGUUGCAAAAAAAUAGUUGGCUUGAAGGUGUGGUAUUUGAAGAAUGUGAACUUAUACUUUAUGGUUGUUGUUGUGGUGAUCAUAGACUUAAAAGUAUAGCUCUUAUUACGAAUCCCUCCCCCCUAUUUGUACUUGGAAAGACAUAUGUGGGUGCCAGCAUACUUGAAACAUCUGUUCUGGGCAAGGAUGAGAACAACUCAGAGAUUAGAGCCGAAGCAGAAAGAAUUGCGGACUCUAACACGCUUCGAUAUGUUCGGGAAUUAGCAACAGCAUUUCCUGCCGAGGAGGUGUUCCAAAAGUGCUAUACGGACUCAAAAUUCAAAGAAGUCCAGCAGAAGUGUAAAAAAAUUUUGUAUGUGCGUUGUAUAGAUCAAAUAGAAAUUUAUGACAAACUUGUGGAGUACAUUCUUGAAGAUCGUGUUUGGAUCAAGCCGAAGAAUGCGAGGAAGGAGAGUGUAACGAAAAUUCAUAGAUGUUACAGGGUUAUGUAUGAUAGUAGUACAUUUGAGGCAGUGUGUGACUGUAAGCAUUUUGAAUGCCAUGGAAUAAUUUGUCGGCAUAUGAUCUUUGUGUACGAUCUUUCUGGUGUAGGUAUAGUACCUGAGAAAUACAUUCUUCGCCGUUGGAGGAAAGAUAUGCAGAGAAAGCAUACAAGAGUGAAAGUGGCAUACCAUGACCCUCUCAAGACAGAUGAGGUUCGGCAGUACCACAACCUUAUGGGGGCUUAUGAACCGAUUUUUUCUAAAGCAGCUUCCUAUAAGGAGGUUGUGGUUGCUGUGAAUGAUUUAUUGCAGUUGAUGGACCUUAGAGUUGACGAGGUAAUUGCUAUGGACGAAAAAAAGCGAAAACAGGAAAUGGAGGAAAAUGUUAAUGAACAACAACAACCUGAGGAUGAGGGUGGGCGUGGGAAAGAUUUGGGUAGUUGUGAAGGGUCUUUUGCUGAUUUAUCAGGUGCCAUUCUUGAUCUAUCUGGUGCCAUUCCUGACCAAUCAGGUGUCAUUCCUGAUCCACCAUUACCUAAGAAGAAGAAUCACAGGACCACUAAUAAAAGAUAUCCUUCAUGCACGGAGAAAAAGGGAAAAGAAAAGGCAGCACGAGCUAAGAACGCAGCGAAGAAGCUAGCUGCUAAAAACAGCACCACUAGUGUCACAUUGUCCAGCCAUGAGUAUAUCAGGUCUGCUGGAGUGCACAUGACAGACCUUGAUGGAAUGCGAUCUAUUAGGCAACCUGUUGCAACUGUUGAAAUGUCAUGGAUAUCGGCCAAAAAUUGUUCUUGUUCCGGAGCGGGAUUAAACUUGGUGGAGUUCCGGAUAUCAAUGUCCGAGAUGAAUCCAAUGAGGCCUUACUACAAAUGUCGUCUUUUCGGCAACUGGGAAUGGGUUGUCGAUGGUGACCUCGUUAAAGACGGUCCUCCACCUAAUAUUGCUGCAAUUGUUGAAAGGGUGGAGGUGUUGGAACACCAUAAUAUUAAUUAA
Molecule: messenger RNA, 2106 nt
Organism: Chenopodium quinoa (quinoa)
Lineage: Eukaryota; Viridiplantae; Streptophyta; Magnoliopsida; Caryophyllales; Amaranthaceae
Product: protein FAR1-RELATED SEQUENCE 6-like
Exons: 8
Coding region: 1-2106 (701 amino acids)
Biological process (GO): regulation of DNA-templated transcription
Molecular function (GO): zinc ion binding
Source: RefSeq, a predicted model, not a curated record